CAGGAUUAAAUAAUAAACCCGAGGGAGAAGGCAAUCCGGGUAGCGCAAGUACUGAAAGCAGCCAAAGUACUGAAAGCAAUGAAAGUACUGAAGGAGUCCAAAGUACCGAAAGCAACGAAAGUACUGAUGGAGUCCAAAGUACCGAAAGCAACAAAAGUACUGAGGGAGUCCAAAGUACCGAAAGCAACAAAAGUACUGAGGGAGUACAAAGUACCGUAAGCAACGAAAGUACUGAAGGAGUCCAAAGUACCGAAAGUAACGAAAGUGGCGAAAGCAAUGAUGGUGAAAACGUCGAGGCUUUUUCACGGAUGCUCGUGUUCGAGACUCGUUCGUGCAAACUCACAGCCUUGGAUGUCGAGAAUCUAACCAACAGUUCCAUAAUACACGAGGGGUUCAACUCCAGCCGAAAAUGAAAUUUUGAAUUGUACUUGAAAGACUCCAUUUUCUUCAUCAAUAGCACCGACACUAUCAAAUCGACUUCGGAUAAUUAGCCCGAGAUGAAGAUACCAGCCAAUGGAUUCGCCAUUAGUUUCAAUGUCGUCUCGUACACAAUGGAAGUGGACUUUACCAACAAAAAGUUAUACGCGAUCUGGAAACACUAUACUGAAGUUUAUAAACUCUUUGUACUUGACCUGGUGAAACAACACUACUCCAUAAUACUGACUGACUUAUAUGUGCCAACUGAUCUUGCGCUGGAUCCCGCUGUGGGAUUGCUCUUUAUCUCGCAUUAUUCUUCGGUGAGUGAAAAACAUAAUGUAUUUUAUCGUAUGCAUAACGAAAUGAUUUUUAAAUUGUCAGAUCCUGAGAGUCAGUAUAGAAGGUUUAUCGCCUAUGCAUAUUGUGCAGCAACCAGCAAAUUCUCGACUGGAACCAGUCGUAUCCGUAGAUAGGACAGAGCAGCGAGUCUACUGGUCCACGUAUACUCAGGUUGAGAGUGCAGACUACGACGGCAACGAUAAACGCUUUUUCGCGCUAAUCACAGUUUUUCCGACCCACUUGAGAGUUAUCGGCGGUCAUCUCUUCUGGUCAAACGAUUCGACAUUAUGGACGUGUCAGACCGAUGAGAAAACUAGCUUAUGCAGUUCCGCUAAGCAAUUGGUGAAAUCAAAGGUUACGACUUCAAAGAAAUGUACUCUAUCGUUAAAUCCAAGCCAAAUCCCUGUGCUAAGAAUAACGGUGGGUGUGAACAGCUUUGUCUGUUGAGCAACAGCACUAGCGAGGGUUACAGCUGUGCUUGCGAACUGGGCCAGAAGUUGAAGGAAGACCAGAAAAGCUGCGUUGGAGCUACCGAUCAGGGUUUCUUGAUGUAUUUGCAGGGCGAUUUUAUUCAUGGAAGGGUGAUUGAUCGUCUUGGAAUCAAGGAUAACGACGAGCCGCGAUUUGGUGAGGUGAUCUACCCAGUAUUUACUCCAAGUUUCACCGUGGAAAAGGCCAAAGUAAGACAUUUUGCCCACGACGUUCGCGAGCGUGCAGUUUACUUUGCCGACGAUAUAGCUGUAUGGAGAGUAAGCCUAGUCGAUUUUAGAAACAGUUAUUACGGGUAUAGGAUUUCAAUUGCAAAUUACGCCUAGCCACCUACUGGGUUUCCAAGAUGAUCUACGUUAGCAUGAGCUCCUAUGAUGACGUCGCCACGAAGAUAAAAAACGAGUUGCGCGUCUACCUCUACGGCUACUACUUCAACCCAAUUGUAGAAUACAAAAAUCGACAUUACAAAAGUCUGCUCCGCUACGACGAUCAAUACAGACUUAGAAGCGUUGUAGCCCAUCCAAACCGUGGCUACAUGUUCUACGUACUUACGGAAGUGAAAAGCAAUACUUCGAGGCUGGUGAGGAUCAACAGCGAUGGAUCGGAUAGGCAGUACUUCCUGGCCAAUCGCCGUGUUAGGGAAAUCGGCCUGACGAUUGACUUUCUAGAGGACAGACUGUGCUGGUUCAGUGAGGAUGGGACCAAGUUGGAGAGCGUUAAAAUUGAUGGCUCGAUUGAUUCGUUAAGAAGGUAGAUAUUCUGAAAUUUUUGCUUGAGUAGGUUUAGACAUCGGUACAUAUCAAUGGUAUCCGAACCAUAUUCUAUGACUUUUGACGAGAAUUUCGCCUAUGUAAGCAACUUUAGAUGGGCCUGGCGCCUGAAUAAGAAAACCGGUCAUUCGGCUGUGUAUUUGAAACACGUGAAUCCAGAGAGGCACAUGUAUUAUCCAGAUCUACUGGCCGGUGUUAGUUACCACAGCAAAGCGGCUCAGCCGAUUCUCGAGAAUCAUCCCUGUUUCGUUGACAACGGGGGCUGUGAAGCUUUCUGCUUUGCGUUGCCUGAUAGCAAAGAGCCCACGAGACUGAAGAAGCAGUGCGGAUGUUUGGAAGAUGAAACGCUACGACCUGAUGGCAGGAGUUGCGUAAAAAACGUAUACUGAAGAGCCGUUUUUGAAAUUACUUUAAGGCAGCAUUAAUAAAAUGAUAAACUCGAUUAUCAGACAACGCGUUCGUGAUUUCAAAUUAUUUAUAGACAAAGACGAGCCCCAAGAAAGUAAUGCUUGUCUUGCCACAGUAUCAAUAUUUAUUUGAUCGAUUUAAUCGCAUCUUUAUCGUGGCACUGUUAUCUUCGGAUAAAAUAAUAAAAAUGGGAAUCCCCUCACUCGUUAUCAAAAUUGUCUAGCACUUGGAAAAUCCAACCAUCGUUUCUGCACUUUGUACACGUAUCAUGCGAUGUUUAAAAAAAUGCGUUCGAUUCACUCACACAGG
This is a messenger RNA of Nasonia vitripennis (jewel wasp), 2732 nucleotides long. RefSeq names its product low-density lipoprotein receptor-related protein 4-like. The record is from RefSeq and is a predicted model, not a curated record. NCBI's taxonomy places the organism in Eukaryota, Metazoa, Arthropoda, Insecta, Hymenoptera, Pteromalidae. The transcript has 2 exons. Bases 1128 to 1571 code for a protein of 147 amino acids.